Messenger RNA from Metarhizium album ARSEF 1941, 867 nucleotides. Its product is annotated as prohibitin-2. Gene Ontology annotation, biological process: mitochondrion organization. Gene Ontology annotation, cellular component: membrane; mitochondrion. The record is from RefSeq and is a predicted model, not a curated record. NCBI's taxonomy places the organism in Eukaryota, Fungi, Ascomycota, Sordariomycetes, Hypocreales, Clavicipitaceae. Bases 1 to 867 code for a protein of 288 amino acids. The transcript has 3 exons.
AUGUCCGGGCAGAGUAACUGGCAGGAAGAGGCCAUGCGCCGUCUGCGCCAGAUGCAGUCGCGCGGCGGAUACGGCGGCAGACCUGGCGGCGGCCCGCCUCAAGUCCCUCGAGGAGCUGGCGGUGCAUUGAUUGGAGGUGUUUUGCUCGCCGGCGGCGCCUGGGUGCUGUCGAACUCGCUCUUCAACGUCGACGGCGGUCACCGCGCCAUCAAGUACAGGAGGACGAGCGGGGUGAGCAAGGAGAUCUACAACGAAGGUACUCACAUCAACAUUCCGUGGUUCGAGACGCCCAUCGUCUACGACGUGCGCGCAAGGCCCAGGAACGUCGCCUCUCUCACGGGCACCAAGGACCUGCAAAUGGUCAACAUUACCUGCCGUGUGCUGUCGAGGCCACGGGUCGAGGCCCUGCCGCAGAUCUACAGAACCCUCGGGGCCGACUACGACGACCGUGUGCUGCCUUCCAUCGUGAACGAGGUGCUCAAGAGCGUCGUCGCCCAGUUCAAUGCCAGUCAGCUCAUUACUCAGCGAGAGAUGGUGGCCAGGCUGCACCUCGCCUUUUCCCCGGAAUUCACCGCCGCCGUCGAAGCCAAGCAAGUCGCGCAGCAGGAAGCCCAACGCGCCGCCUUUGUCGUGGACAAGGCUAGACAGGAGAAGCAGGCCAUGGUCGUCAAGGCACAGGGUGAGGCUCGCUCCGCCGAGCUCAUUGGUGAUGCCAUCAAGAAGAGCAAGGCCUACGUGGAGCUGAAGAAGAUUGAGAAUGCCCGUCUGAUUGCGCAGCAGCUGCAGGAGUCUGGCUCCAAGAACAGGCUGAUGCUUGACGCGGAUGGUUUGGGGUUGAACGUGUUUGAGGGCGAGGACAAGAAAUAA